CAGACAUAAAGGAAUAACCACAAGUCAUUAUAUUUUAUGGGAUGUGCUAUAUUCCAGCUUUUUAAUUGUGUAGAAAAGUGUACAGUUAAUUCCUGAUUAGUGUAUUUUAAUAGUCUGGAUUCAAACUGUCCUGUGAAAAUGUAUUUUGCAUAUCAAAAGCUGAUAUUGGAUAAAUGGAAACUGAGUGAAUAAAUAACACAACAAUUACAUACUUAUUUAAUUUAAUACUUAAACAAAGUUAAGCAACACCCAAUGUCCCCGUGUGAAAAAGUAAUUGCCCCCUUAUACUCAAUAACUGGUUGUGCCUCCUUCAGCUGAAAUGACUCCAACCAAAUGCUUCCUGUAGUUGUUGAUCAGUGUCUCACGUUGCUGUGGAGAAAUUUUGGCAAACUCUCCUGUGCAGAACUGCUUUAAUUCAGCGAUAUUUGUGGGUUUUCAAGCAUCGUUUCAAGUCCUGUCACAAUAUCUUAUUUGGGAUUAGGUCUGGACUAUGACUAGGCCAUUCCAAAACUUCAAAUUUGUUGCUUCAUAUCCAUUUUCAUGCAGAUUAGAUUGUGUGUUUUGAAAUGGAGGCACAACCAGUUAUUGAGAGUAGGGGUGAAUUACUUUUCCACAUAGGGGAAUUGGAUGUUGCAUAACUUUGUUCAUUCAAUAAAUUAAAUAACUAUACAUUUAUUUAGUCAUUUGUAAACUCAAGUUUCCUUUAUUUAAUAUUAGAUUUUGGUUGAAGAUUUGCUAACAUUCCGUAUAAAAAAAUACCAAAAUAGAGAACCAUAAAGGGGGAAAUACUUUUUCACUGUAUGUUCUUGUGAAACCGACGUCAGUGUUUGGCUGACAGUAUAGCUUCCACCACUGUCCCUGUCCCCAAACCGGGCUCAAACUAGUGGUCAUCUGCUCACAAACACAUGUGACCUCACUCUUUGAUGACAUACAAACCAAUUGAAAAAUCACAUGUUCAUUGAAGUAAGUCUAUAUUAUUAUUAGUAGAGACUAUACCGUUGAUGUGUAUAAACCCUGGAUCGCUGAUUCUAUGUAACGGCCAAUGAGAGACUAUGAAACCACCGGUCUCUAUAUAUGGUACUCCCCAGAAGAAGCAGUCCUCCAUGAUAAUUAAUGGAAUUAUACAGUAUUUAAAUAAAAUGUUUCAAGGACUAUAUUACAUGUAUUUAAGUAUUUUGUUGUAGAAGGGACAGUAAAGUUAGUACUCUAUAAAUAAAAUACUUUAAUGUCUUUACAUGUUUAUUUAUUUUAUUUGUUAUGUUCAGGUGAUAUAAAAAGCAUUAUCUGGAGCACACCCAGAGAAAAUGACUUAGUGUAGAGGUGCUGACUAAUGGUGAAUACACUGUAAGCUAUAAAAACAAAGAGAGUUGCACACUCUAUAUAUAUAUAUAUAUAUAUAUAUAUAAACUCCCAGUAAUUUAUUGGGUAAAACACCAACGUUUCGGCAUCACUGUUCCUUCUUCAGGGUAAAGUCAUGAAUGCUUGAACCAGGUUAUGCAGACAAACAAUGAAAAUAGUGCAACCAAUGACAAUAGUGAGGAGUCUGUCAUAAUUAUGAGCUUAAUUUGAAUGAAUUGAGUGAAACUGUUAAUAAACAAUAGUUUACAGCAUAUUGAAUAUAUUAGCCUAUUGUUAUCAUUAACAUUAGCAUAAGAUUAGCAUCAACAUACAUUAUUGUUGAAUUUAAUUUCACAUAUAUUUCUUGUUUCCAAUUUCAUAAAAUGGUCUUACAAGUAAUGUUUUGGUUCAUCAAUAAUGCACAAUGAGCAUCAUCAACAGGGGGAACAUACUGGUUGUACGCUGAUAAACUGUAGAAAGAAUACAUUGCUAUUGCACUGUGAGCAUGAGCCACAUUUGUAGUUCCCAUUUGGAAUGGGUGUCAAGAGUGUCUGAGUGGGCUCAGGGGGCAGGUCAGAUCUCGCUAAGUUAUCCCUAAAAUUGCGACCACACUUAUUGACCACCAGUGGGGGUUACUUGAAGAGGAUUGCUUUCAUUUUCUCUGAACACUUGGUUUACUUAGCGCAAAAAACGUGUCGUUUUAACAAUUCCUCUCUUGGUUUAUGAGAUAUUUUCAUCGUUGCAGCAUCAAGAGUUUCUUCCUUGUAUCCUCUGAUUAUGAAUUUAUUUUUCAUUUUCUUAGCAUUGCUGUCAAAAUCUGUUGGCCACAGAUUAGUUUAACCCUGCAUAACUGGCUACAUGGAAGAUCAUUCCUGAGGGGAAGGGGAUGCAUAAUAUCAGCACAUAGCAGGUUAUUGAGGUCUAUUGGCUGUGUGUACAAGUCUGUAUGUAAUGCAUCAUUCUCUUUGAUAAUCCAUAAGUCCAGGUAGUUUAUUUUUCUCUCAACAGUCUGCAUGGUGAAUUUGAGAUAUUCAGAGCUCUCGCUUAGCAGAGUUUGGAAUUCAUUUAGUUCCUGCUCUUCCUUCCCAGAGCACAAAGACAUCUAUGUAUCUCUUCCAUGAGAGGAUUUUAGAAAGUAGGGAGUGUGUCUUUGUUUUGUAGAUGAGUGCCUCCUCAAAUUGUUCCACAUACAGGUUCACAUUGUUGGGGGCAAAGGGGGAGAAGCCAUGGCUACAUCCCGAUUUUGAAGGAAAAGCUCUGACUCAAAGAUGAAGUAGUUAUUGGGUAAUACCAGUUUAGCGAGUUCCAAGAUGCGAUCAUUGGAUGGACCAAGGGUAGGGUCUCUCUGUUGAAGGAAGUGUUGCAGGUCACAACAUAUAAUUUAAAAGUCUGCAUUAAGGUGUCUCUAAUAGAAUAUGCUUGUCAAAAACAAAUGUAGACAUUAAUAAAUGCAUUUCUCUAUCUUCCAUAAUCGGUUUUACACUGGAGGAGGAGUAACAAGAUGGCUGUGCAGUGGCUUCUAAACAGCACCCCCUGUCUGUCAUCUAGGGUUAAUACAUAUCAUUGGACUGAACUGAAAAUAUAUAUCAGAACCUCCCUGAUGUUGUCUUUUAUGUUGCAGGUGUUUUGGCCUGUUUUGGCCAAAAUGGUUUGAACACCACAAUGCCAGAUAGACUGGAUGUACUGACUGGCUCCUGUGUGCAAAUCCCAUGUUCAUAUGAUAUUCCUGGCAAACAUCACUAUACAUUUAACAGCACAAUAAUUACCUCUGGAGUGUGGAUUAAAGAAAACACACACUUUUACAGGCAUCCGGACAAUGUGAUAUUUAACAGUAGUAAGACAGUCAACAGAUAUCAAGGGAAGAUAACUGGAAACAUGUCUCAGAAGAACUGCACCACAGUCUUCUUCAAUGUAACCACCAAUUACACUAAUAUAUACUUCUUCAGAAUUGAGAGUCAACCAUUCCUUGCAACAGACAUUGAAAAGUCUGUUAAAAUAGUUGUCAGAGUCCCAUCAUUACUGUCUCAGGAGAGGUGAAGGAAGGGACCCCUGUCAGUUGGAACUGCUCUGCUGUCGCUCCCUGUCCCGAACACCCCCCUGAGCUGACAUGGACUCUCCCAACACAGUUCACAUCUGAGAACCAACUGCAGGAGAAUUCAGACCAAACCAAAUCAGUUCUCUCCACGGUGACCUUCACUCCGUCAUAUCUUCAUCAUGAGAAGAACAUCACUUGUACUGCAGUCUACCCAGUAGGGACAAGCAACAAGAGAGCUGAACAUAACAUGAUGCUUAACGUUUCAUUCUCUCCUAAGGACACCUCGACCUCCAUCAGUCCAGCUGAUCCGGUAUCAGUGGGCAGCUGUGUUAAUCUGACCUGCAGCAGUACAGCCAACCCUCCUGUGACAAACUUCACCUGGUUCAAGAUCAGUGAGGGGAAAACAACUCAGGUUGCAUCUGGACAGAGUUACACCCUCAAUGUGACUGUUGUUGAUGGAGGACUAUACUACUGUGAAGGAAGAAAUAGUCACGGCUGUGGGAAGUCGAAUGAAGUGCAGCUGGCUAUAAAAGGGCAUGAAGAGCCUGUUAACCCAAAGGUUUUUGAGAUUGUAGGAAAAACCUUGGGGUUGAUUUUCCUUUUCAGCCUGAUCGUAUUCUUUGCAUGGAGGAGGAGAACAUCUAGACUCCCCAGUGGGUUUGACAUGACAGAUCGUUCACAGGGACUGGUGGGAAUGAACUCCCCGGUUGGGACAGUGUGCUCUAACCAGGCUAUGGUCGGUAGAGGGAACCAGUAACCACCAUUUAACAACCUCGAUGGUCUUUAAGCACAAGUCAAUCAAAGAGGUGCAUGUUAAUUAUUUUUCCAAUGGGUAUUAAGUGUUUUUAUGUACAAUAUUGUCAUUGUGUAUUAGUUUCUAAUGGUACUUUUGUUACAUUUAUAAUUGUGUGCUCUUUGAUUUAUCUGCAUAUUUGUAGAAUUUUUUUAUCUCAUUAAAAUGGUUUAAAUUGAGAUUUUGUGUCUGUUCUACACUGUCAC
Oncorhynchus kisutch (coho salmon) is the source of this 4372-nucleotide messenger RNA. RefSeq names its product B-cell receptor CD22-like. NCBI's taxonomy places the organism in Eukaryota, Metazoa, Chordata, Actinopteri, Salmoniformes, Salmonidae. The coding region runs from base 3621 to 4130 and encodes 169 amino acids. The record is from RefSeq and is a predicted model, not a curated record. Gene Ontology annotation, biological process: cell-cell adhesion. The transcript is spliced from 6 exons. Gene Ontology annotation, cellular component: membrane.